GACGCACGCGAAGAUGUAAUCCGCUGUAUCUGCACCAGCCCUACUCUCGACGACGGACUAUUCAUGAUUGCCUGCGAUGCGUGUGGUAUUUGGUUUCACGGGCGAUGCGUUGGGAUCGAAGCAACGACCGGAGUCGAGGAGUGGCACUGCGUGCGGUGC
This is a messenger RNA of Polychytrium aggregatum, 159 nucleotides long. RefSeq lists its product as uncharacterized. The annotation marks the transcript as partial. Gene Ontology annotation, cellular component: Set1C/COMPASS complex. The transcript has a single exon. Lineage: Eukaryota; Fungi; Chytridiomycota; Chytridiomycetes; Polychytriales. The record is from RefSeq and is a predicted model, not a curated record. Gene Ontology annotation, biological process: positive regulation of DNA-templated transcription.